GCCUGCUGCUGGCAGUUGGUCCUCUCAUUAGUCAGCCGUUGCCUCUGGACAUAAUCUGUCCGGUCUCUGACUUUGCGACUCAUGGACAGGCGUUCUCUGAGCAAAGAGGCCAGACUCGAGUCACUGUCUGAACUUUUCAUCUGGGAAAUUCAAGGUACUUUCUACAACUUCUGUCACCUAGGCCACGCCUUUUGCAGAAUAUGUGUAAGCUAUGGCUGCCAUCAAGAAGAAGCUGGUGAGUGUUGGUGAUGGAGCAAGUGGCAAGACGUGCUUGCUCAUAGUUUUCAGCAAGGACCAGUUCCCAGAAGUAUACGUGCCCACAGUGUUUGAGAACUAUGUGGCAGAUAUCGAAGUGGAUGGAAAGCAGGUAGAGUUGGCUUUGUGGGACACAGCUGGGCAGGAAGCGUAUGAUCGCCUGAGACCCCUCUCCUACCCAGACACUGAUGUUAUACUGAUGUGUUUCUCCAUCGACAAUCCUGAUAGUUUAGACAACAUCAUAAAAAAAUGGACCCCAGAAGUCAAGCAUUUCUGUCCCAGUGUACCCAUCCUCCUGGUUGGGAAUAAGAAUGAUCUUCGGAAUGAUGAGCACACAAGGCAGAAGUUAGCCAAGAUGAAGCAGGAGCCAGUGAAACCUGAAGAAGGCAAAGAUAUGGCUAACGGGAUUGGCGCCUUUGGGUACAUGGAGUGCUCAGCAAAGAUUAAAGAUGGAGUGAGGGCAGUUUUUGAAAUGGCCACAAGAGCUGCUCUGCAACCCAGAUGUUGGAAGAAAAAACCUAAAUGCCUUGUCUUGUGAAACCUUGCUGCAAGUACAGCCCUCAAGUGAUUCAUUUUGAAGUGCAUGAUUAAUCUUAGUGCAUGAUUACUGGCCUUUUUCAUUUAUCUAUAAUUUACCUAAGAUUACAAACCAGAAGUCAUCUUGCUACCAUUUAGCUACUAUUUAGAAGCCAACCAUCAUUAUUAAUGAUGACCAACUCGCCUGACCUGCCAGAGUCCUUCUGACACUACUCUAACAGCCCUCUCUUCACUCUACCUGACACGCCAGGACUAAUUCAAGGAAUGUUUAACCUUCUUGUUGCUUUCUAGAAAGAGAAAUGGUAAAUUGUUGUGAAUUGGACUAUAACUACUUUACAACUAACAUGUCCUGCCUAUCAUCUGUCAGCUGCAAGGAACACUGGUGACUCAUCAUGUUGGAGCUUUACUCCUCAGCAGAUUUCAUUGGCAGUGCUCUGGGUGGGCAUCCAGUUUUUUGAAAAUGUACUCAUCUGGAAAAACCCAAAUCCAAGCAGCUGUGGCAGAGUGACAGUUCUUCAGUUUCAUGUUAGUUACCUUAUAGUACUGUAUAAUUAGUGCCACUUAAUAUAUGUAACCAAAAAUAAAUAUAUUUAUCCCAGA
Ictidomys tridecemlineatus (thirteen-lined ground squirrel) is the source of this 1392-nucleotide messenger RNA. RefSeq names its product transforming protein RhoA. The record is from RefSeq and is a predicted model, not a curated record. Gene Ontology annotation, biological process: small GTPase-mediated signal transduction. Gene Ontology annotation, molecular function: GTPase activity; GTP binding. Lineage: Eukaryota; Metazoa; Chordata; Mammalia; Rodentia; Sciuridae.